Messenger RNA from Fusarium coffeatum, 2439 nucleotides. RefSeq names its product mini-chromosome maintenance complex protein 7. Gene Ontology annotation, biological process: DNA strand elongation involved in DNA replication; double-strand break repair via break-induced replication; DNA replication. Gene Ontology annotation, molecular function: single-stranded DNA binding; ATP binding; single-stranded DNA helicase activity. Gene Ontology annotation, cellular component: nucleus; MCM complex. The transcript has 5 exons. Lineage: Eukaryota; Fungi; Ascomycota; Sordariomycetes; Hypocreales; Nectriaceae. The coding region runs from base 1 to 2439 and encodes 812 amino acids. The record is from RefSeq and is a predicted model, not a curated record.
AUGGCGCUGCGCGAGUUCAAGGCACCUGUCAGCUACGAGAAGCAACAACAUGCCUUCCAGGAGUUCUUGACAGGAUUCAAGACAUCGCCUGAGCAAACAAUUACAACUGCGCUGGGAAAUAUUACCAUCGGAGAGGAUGACCUGGACGACGAGUAUGACUUUAUGGACGAGGAUGGUCAGGAUGAAAACCAACGUCAACAAGCUAAGGAGCGCCGGGCUCCUCAAUACAAGUACAAGAACAUGCUGCAGCAACUUUCCGACCGAACAAUCGACGAGGCGACAAUUGAUCUCGAUGAUCUAGCGACGUGGGAGAGCCAAGCGUUUGACAACGAAGACAGCAUGAGGCUUGUGGAUUCUAUUGAGAUGAACACAAAGCACUAUGUUGAGAUUUUUUCCAGAGCGGUGGACGAGGUACUGCCUCCAGCAAGCGCAGACAUAACCUUCAAGGAUGAUGUUCUCGACGUGUUGAUGGCUCGACGACAAACCCGUAACCGAGAGCUUGAUGAAGCCGCUGAACGUGACCCAACUGCUGCUGAUGACAAGUUCCCUGCAGAACUCACCCGCAGAUACACUCUCGUCUUCAAGCCUCGAUCUGGCACCUCAAGCCAGCCUUCAAAGGCACUGGCAGUGCGACAAGUGCGUGGUGAGCACUUGGGUCACCUCAUUACCAUUCGCGCAAUCGCUACCAGAGUCUCUGAUGUCAAGCCCAUUGUGCAAGUCAGUGCAUACACCUGCGACAGAUGUGGUUGCGAAAUCUUUCAGCCUAUCACUGAUAAGCAAUAUGGUCCCCUCAAUAUGUGUCCUUCAGAAGACUGCAAGCAAAACCAGGCCAAGGGUCAGCUCAACCCCUCUUCAAGAGCUUCCAAGUUCUUGCCUUUCCAGGAAGUCAAGGUUCAAGAAAUGGCUGAACAGGUUCCUAUCGGUCAGAUCCCUCGCAGUCUUACAGUUUUCUGCCACGGAACGCUUGUCAGACAGAUCAACCCUGGUGAUGUUGUCGAUAUUUCGGGCAUCUUCCUUCCUACUCCUUACACGGGCUUCAAGGCCAUGAAGGCCGGUCUGCUUACCGACACUUACCUGGAAGCCCACCACGUUCUUCAACAUAAGAAGGCCUACAGCGAAAUGAUCGUGGAUCCCACAUUAGUUCGCCGUAUUGAGAAAUACCGUCAGACCGGCCAGGUUUACGAGCUUCUCGCCAAGUCAAUUGCCCCCGAAAUCUUUGGACAUGUAGAUGUCAAGAAGGCCCUUCUGCUUCUUCUCAUUGGUGGUGUGACUAAAGAGAUGGGAGACGGCAUGAAGAUCCGUGGUGACAUCAACAUCUGCCUGAUGGGUGACCCUGGUGUGGCCAAGUCUCAGCUCCUCAAAUACAUCUCCAAGGUCGCCCCUCGUGGUGUUUACACAUCAGGCCGUGGAAGCAGUGGUGUCGGUCUGACGGCGGCUGUCAUGCGAGAUCCUGUCACUGACGAGAUGGUCCUCGAGGGUGGUGCUCUUGUCCUCGCCGAUAACGGAAUCUGCUGUAUCGAUGAAUUUGAUAAGAUGGAUGAGACUGAUCGUACCGCUAUCCACGAAGUUAUGGAACAGCAAACUAUCUCUAUCUCCAAGGCCGGGAUCUCCACUACCUUGAACGCCCGUACCUCCAUUCUUGCUGCCGCUAACCCUGUCUACGGACGAUACAACCCUCGCAUCUCCCCGGUUGAGAACAUCAAUCUGCCCGCUGCACUUCUGUCCCGUUUCGACAUUCUUUUCUUACUUCUUGAUACCCCUACGCGUGAGACAGACGAGCAGCUUGCUAAGCACGUUGCUUUUGUGCACAUGAACAGCCGACACCCCGAUAUUGGCACAGACAACGUAAUUUUCAGUCCUCACGAGGUGCGAUCAUACAUUGCCCAAGCCAGAACAUACCGACCUGUGGUUCCCGAGAAUGUGUCGGAGUAUAUGAUCAAGACAUACGUGCGCAUGCGAGACCAGCAGCAGCGUGCCGAGAAGAAGGGCAAACAAUUCACUCAUACCACUCCUCGUACCCUUCUAGGUGUUGUUCGUCUAGCUCAAGCUCUGGCACGACUGCGAUUCAGUAAUGAGGUUGUUCAAGACGAUGUUGACGAGGCCCUGCGACUAGUAGAGGCUAGUAAAGAAAGUCUCAACAACGAACUCGAUAAUAGACAACAGGCCCAGUCGUCCAACGAUAGGAUCUACAGGCUGGUCAUGAACAUCCUUGAGUCUGGCCAGUGCCGUCCUGAUGACGCUACCGACGAUGAAGACUUGCGUGAUGAGCUAGAUAUGAGAAAGGUCAGGGAACGGGUCCUCGCCCGCUUCACCGAAGAUCAGUGGCUUAACGCCCUGGAGGCAUACGCCCAUCUAGAUGUCUGGCAAACUGCUAGCAGCGGUAACAGACUGGUAUUCAUCAACCGGGUUGACAACCAGGAGGAAGCCAUGGACUUUUGA